Oreochromis aureus is the source of this 2169-nucleotide messenger RNA. RefSeq names its product zinc finger protein 609-like. NCBI's taxonomy places the organism in Eukaryota, Metazoa, Chordata, Actinopteri, Cichliformes, Cichlidae. The transcript is spliced from 4 exons. The record is from RefSeq and is a predicted model, not a curated record. The coding region runs from base 1051 to 1689 and encodes 212 amino acids.
AGUGAGUUUCAAGUACCGUAGCGAUGCUAAUGCACGUUCUCAGUUGUGUGUUCUCUAUAUGUCUUGUUGAAGUAAGACAGGAUGCAAAGGCUGUAAUUGAUCCUUGCAUAGCCACUCAUGUGCUGUAUAUGAAUAGUUAUUUGCUAUUCAUGGGCUGUGAGUUACAGUACAUUGUAUUUCUUGAUGCAAGUGAUAUGUAUGUGUAACCGGAACAAAGGCUGAGGCAACCUGGUCACUGCGAGCCAAUGUUAUCUAUAUGUAUGAUGGUUAAUGUAUAUUCGCCAAGGUUAUUCCUGUACUUUUUUUUUUUUUUAUUCCUGUACUUUUGACAAUGCGCUGACAGCUGUUAUGCCACACGUUACAAAGAAUUGCUGGUUCUUAUCAGAGGCGAUUAAUGACUUGUUCCCCUGUUGAUGUGCAGAAUAAAUCCUGCAGUUGAAUUGUAAACAAGUUAAUGAUCUGUGCCUCUUUAUUUCAAUAUACAGCUGCGGGAUCUAGGAUUGCACCCCUCCCAGGCACCUGUCACACCAGGGGGGCAACACAUACUCUGUCUCUUUUCAUAUGUGUGUGUGUGUAUGUUUCAUAAAACAACAUUUUAAUGUUAAUGGCCAAUCCUUAAUAUGUUUAAACGGCUCCUCAGAAUCUCAGCAGAGCCGGCUCGCCAGCAUCAAAGCCAAAGCCGACAAGGUGUACAGCUUCUCUGACAACGCACCCAGCCCGUCCAUCGGCGUGGCCAGCAGGAUGGAGGCUGGCCUGGCGCCCACGCUCCACAUGGACCAGAACGGAGCCGACAACACGUCGGUCAAGACCGGUAGCCCUGCCCACUCUGACAUCUCUGAUGCUGGGGAGGACGGCGAGGGUAAGGCGGGGGGGGGGUAAAGGUCAAGCCAGAGCCUGACCAGGGACCUCGUGAGGGUGUCAAGAAGACGCUGUUUCCCCCUCAGGCGUCCAAUAAAGAUUCUCCGCACUACCCCAGCUACGACGCCUACUACUCCCCCACCUACGCCAACAGGGGUGGAGUCGGGCCGAGCGGCGAGUGUCGAAGCCGCCAUGUGGUACAGACAGGAGCCCAACUCGCGUCUGUGGUCCUCCGUCUACCCCAGCAAAUACUCGGAGGCUCCGAAACCGCAGGAGGACGACAGGUGGAAGGAGGAGCGGGACAGGAAGGUGAAGGAAGAGAGGCUGUGGCCCAAGGAGAGCCUCCAGAAAGAUGAGUCGGCAAAGGAGGCUCGGAGGGCAGGACACAGCUGGCCUCCGAGGAGCUCCACGGGGGCGGGAAGGAGGCGCGCCGAGCCACCCCGGGUACAGAGGCAUGCCCUCGGUCAUGAUGCAGAAUUACCCAGGCUGCCAGCCAGUUACUACGCUUCCUCAUACGGCGGGAAGGUGGUCGCAGGCGAGGACGGCGAGAAGCCCUCCAGGUCAAGUCCGUCUGUGAAGCUGUCCAGUGAGGCCAAAGAUCUGGACCUGCUGCAGCUGCACGACAGCCAGUACAAAAGCAAGUCGCUGUCCAUCCAGGACAGCAAGACGCCGCAUGAGCGGGAGCGGGAGAGAAAGGGAGGGCGACCAGCCACGCUCCUCGCCCUCGCAACGCAUCAGUCCCAUCACCACCUGGGAUACCCUCUGUACGACCUGUCCUACCCCUCAGGCACACUUGAUUGGCCAGCCUCUAUGCCUCUCAGAGUCAUGUGACUGGAUCAAGUGAAGAAGCGUUUUUGUUUCCGUGACAUCAGUUCAUGGUGUUCUGUGUAUGUUUGACAUCUCUGCCUGGACGUCCAGCCGACUGCUCUGACCCUUGCUGGACCGGAUCCUGGUCCCGUUUGGUUUUGCCGGUUCUGGGCGGUCCCGUUAGCCAACAGGUGCUGCUGGGAUGCAGGUGGGCAGAAUUCACAGUGACGUACCUGCAGGGACGACUGGGCACUCUGUCAUUUUACGGCACUCGGAUUGGGUUUUUAUGUCCUGCGGUGACGUCUGACCUCUUUUAGAAGGACGGGCUCAGCUCUGGAUGACAUCACACCAUUACCUGGAUGCAUUUCAGCUUCACGUGAAAUAAAGAGAACACUGUGGAUGAAGGGGGGCCGGCCUCCUACUCUUCUUUUUGUCUGGUAGGCUGUGCCUCUGUUUUUCUACUGCUGUUGAUCUGAUAUUAAACCUGUAGCUGGUGGAGCAGUG